AUGUCGGGUUCCACAAUCUCGCGAGACGAGUUUCUCAAAUACGUCCGUGCCUUCAAUGCCCAUGACUUUGAGGUGCAACACGGCUAUUAUCACGAAGAUGUCACCUUGGACCUCCCAGACCCUCAAACCCCGCUGCUGGUAGGGUCCGAGGGCAUCAAGUCGCACUACAUUCCACUCUUUGAAGUCGCAGACGAGGUCCUCGUCCCGCUGGUGGUGGCCAUUGAUGGCCACAAUAUCUUUUACAUCAUGGAGUGCUACUUUACGUACAAGAAGAAGCUCCCCCACGGUGUCUUUGGACACGCUGUAGAGCCUGGAGAUAUCGUCAAGAUUCAAGUCUGGGCUCACUAUGUCGUUGUGGACGGAAAGAUGAAGACAAUUGUCUGCAAUCUACUAAAAGAUACCUUUCUGGGCAAGGCAAACUUGGAGGAGGCUCUCGCGGAAAGCAGAAGCAGGGCCGACGAAGAGCUGAAAAGCUUUUACUAG
Messenger RNA from Pestalotiopsis fici W106-1, 483 nucleotides. RefSeq lists its product as uncharacterized. Bases 1 to 483 code for a protein of 160 amino acids. The transcript has a single exon. NCBI's taxonomy places the organism in Eukaryota, Fungi, Ascomycota, Sordariomycetes, Amphisphaeriales, Sporocadaceae. The record is from RefSeq and is a predicted model, not a curated record.